This is a messenger RNA of Alnus glutinosa, 1255 nucleotides long. RefSeq names its product ubiquitin-conjugating enzyme E2 34. Lineage: Eukaryota; Viridiplantae; Streptophyta; Magnoliopsida; Fagales; Betulaceae. The transcript is spliced from 10 exons. Bases 273 to 983 code for a protein of 236 amino acids. The record is from RefSeq and is a predicted model, not a curated record.
GGAAGAUCUGUCUCCCAUCCGAUCAGAGUUUUUGUGGUAACAGCGUAAGCAUACGAAACCACAAAUAAUUAAUUUACAUAAAAGUAAACGUCACCGGUACCGGUAACGGCUCAUUCUUAUUGACUCCAAUUAGGAGGAGAAAGGAGAAAUCCAAGAAAGCCCUGGAUUUGGAAGUCCCAGCCAUCCGAUCUGACCCAGGCUACAAAUAGUAAUUUUCGUAUAGAAAGAAAAGAUCUGCUAGGGCUUCAUUUACUAUUUUUGGAAUUUGUGAGAUGGCAGAGAAGUCAUGUAUCAAGCGCCUUCAGAAGGAAUACAGAGCACUUUGUAAAGAACCGGUUUCCCAUGUUGUGGCCCGUCCUUCCCCAAAUGACAUUCUUGAGUGGCAUUAUGUGUUGGAAGGAAGCGAAGGAACGCCUUUUGCAGGCGGAUAUUACUACGGAAAGAUCAAGUUCCCUUCAGACUAUCCCUAUAAACCACCAGGGAUUAGCAUGACCACUCCUAAUGGACGGUUCAUGACACAAAAGAAAAUCUGCUUAUCCAUGAGCGAUUUUCAUCCUGAAAGUUGGAAUCCAAUGUGGUCUGUAUCUAGCAUACUCACAGGGCUUCUUUCAUUCAUGAUGGACAACAGUCCUACCACUGGAAGUGUGAACACUACUGUUGCUGAGAAGCAACGUCUAGCAAAGGCUUCCCUUGCUUUCAAUUGUAAGAACCCAACAUUCAGGAAAUUGUUUCCGGAGUAUGUGGAGAAGUAUAACCAGCAGCAGCUUUCUGAGAGGCUGCUUGUGGAGCAGAUGUCACCAGGACCGUCUCAAGAAGAAAACUCCUCCGCACCCAUGUUAGAAAGAGUUGUCAAUUCUGUGGGAGAAGACGUGAAAAGAAUAGAUGCUGUGAAGGAUAGGAAACAGUCACUCCCAACUUGGAUGAUGUUCGUGCUAGUUUCCAUCUUUGGCAUUGUAAUGGCACUGCCUCUGCUUCAACUUUGAUAUAUAGGGUGACAAAUGAAUAUUCGUAGGGGUCAGUAGACAUAUAUAGGCUUCUGUGAGUCAAGGGACACAUUUCAAAUGCUACUUAAGUUUGUCAAGUGUCUAACAUAAUUUUUGUAUAGGAUCAAUGCCAAGGAGACUCAUUUCGAUCUCUCUUGUUGAUGUUUCUCCUUUUAUGUCGAUGUUGACAUCAGGUUGUAAGUUGAUGUUCAAACGUUACAUGCUUGUGAUGUUAUCUCAAUUUAGUCCGAGUUUUGUGUUUGAUAGUCUUA